GAUGUAUGGUGGGGAGUGGGUCCGUGGUCUGAAAUCGUUCUGAUCGACGUUCACUGCUAUGUCCACCCGGACUGUUGUCCGACUCUACUGCAACUGUUACCAGGUUACUUGUUACUGUUAGUGUGUUGGUGAGUUUAUCGAACUAGCUUGGCUACCGUGUGAGUCGGCCCUGACUGCACGAACUCCCACACAGUUAGCUACGAUACAGAGGUGGUGCCAAAAGAAGCGAGCACGCCUCGAAAUGGAGGAGGUGCGCAAGGAAAUCCUCCAGUGGUACGAGAUCCUGGCACUACAGUUCCGCGAGAAGGAACUGCAGCGCGUUCUUCAUGCCGAUGUAAUGCUGGUCUUCGAUCACCUGGUCAAUGCUGGUGUGUUCGAAGGCACUCGUGAGUACGUGGAAAUCAAACAACAUUCGACCCAGUAUCAGCAGGUCAGCGAGAUUCUCAGACUACUUGUUGCCAAGAAGACCAGCGAUAGUUUCCAGUCGGAAAACGUUUUCGAUGCGUUCUGCAAGGCAGUGCUGGCCGUGGAGCAGCCAGCAAUGGCCGAAAUGCUGCAGAAAGAGCGUGAGCGCUGCAUAGCAGAGGAAUGUGAAGAAACGGCUAGUAAGUGCGAUCUAGCCCGGCCUCGUAUACCAUAUACUGCCGCAAUGGCCUGGAUAGAGAAUGCGAUUCUGAAAGGCAGAUACCACGGUGAUAAAAGCCCCAUUGAGCGUUAUAAAAUACACUUGAAGAAGCAGUGCGAAGUGCAAUCACGGCACGCAAGCAUGGCACCUACACAAGAAAGUGUGGAGGACACAUUUGUAUCGAUGACGGCGAUGACUGAACGCGAAGCACUGCGUCUGUCUGUUCAGCGAAGCAAGGGCAACAGAGCACAGCCCGGUCCCUCAGCAUCAGAAUUCCUUGCCGACCUUGCGGAUGACAGCAAAUGCAGUUUUGAACUCCACAAUCCAUUGCAGCUACUGAUGAAAGAUCCCAAAUCCGACGCACAACCGGCGCGCAGUGCAAGUAGUAAUAGCAGAGGUGCGUCGUCGUCUGGCCAGAAAGUGAAGUUGUUGAAGCGUUGCAUGUUGAUGUCUGGUGCUGGUAAAGGCAAGACAAUGGCAUAUCGACGUGUGAUGGCCGACUAUUCAGGCGAUGAACAUGCACCUGGUCUAAUGCAAGAGCACUUUGACUUUGUCAUUCCAAUCUCGUGCCGAGAUACGGACCGUGUUAGCACCAGUGAGUGGACAGAGUUUCUGGGGUUGGAUCACCACGCCCUGGACAUAACUUCGGACGAGCGAGAAGAGGUUUUGCGAUAUUUGUCAGCGAACUCUGAACGUGUUCUCCUGCUUCUAGAUGGCGUGGAUGAAGGCGGGAAGGAUGCAUUCCAGUACACAUCAGCAGCCUGCCAAUUCAUGGACGAGACUAAGAAAAAUCGGCUGGUGAAUGCGUCCGUGGUUGUCACUAGCCGGCCCUGCAACAAGGCCACUGAUCUGGUACGACAAUGUGCAGCCUACUACCGGCUGACUGGCUUCACCGAUGCACAAUUACGGGACUUCUGCUGCCAACAGUUGGGUGGCGCGGAGAGUGCUGAAAAGUGCUUGGCUGAGUUAGCGCAGGCAUCUCGCAAGCACCUGAAGCAUGCCGUGCAGACUACACCACUGCUGGCCGCUCUCCUUUGCCAAGAGUUUGCCGUAUCCGAGGCUGUACCGCCGUGUACGACAUCAUUCUACGUGCAGUUCAUGUGUUCAGCUGUUGCAGAGCUGGAGAGGAAGCGGGGAAAACAGUUCAGCAAAGUGACACUCAGCCAGACUCCAACCAGUGGUCAUACGUACAGUGGGGGAUUCCAGGCCGGAGAUCAAUUAUCAGUGCAUGAUGUCAUUACCAACGGCCUGGAGCAUCACGUUCAGCAAGGGCCUGCUGGUUCCCUAUGUGAUGGCGCAGAGUUGGUGCAAGCAUUGUGCCAUCUGUAUCGUUUGUCCAUGGAACGCUUGCUUUUGGGCCGCGCCUGGUUUUCAUCCUCAGAAAUGCAGGAUGACUGUUUGACACUGUGUAAGCAACUAGGAUUCCUCGUCCCUGUGGACAACCAGUCAUCAGCCAGUGGCAGUGCUGGGCGACGUGUUGCCUUUCUUCACCUUACCAUACAAGAGUUCUGUGCAGCACGUAGUUUCGUAAUGCAGCAGUCCUUCGUCUCGAACAUUUCACAAUACAUCUCGGAAAUUGGUGUAGGCGAGGAAACGCAGCCAUUCUGGCGUUUUGUUGCGGGCUCUAUUCACACUAAGCUCCUGCCUGACUUGUUUAAAGUCAUGCUGGCUAAAUCAACACACAAGUCAGCGCUCCAGCAACGCCGCUUCAUCUUGUUCUUGAUGUCGUGUUUACUGGAGUGCAGUCUUUCAUACAACAGCUCCCCCGUCUUGUCUUCCAGUGACGAUCAGUGUAAAGAUCUCGUCCGCUCCGCCGUAAUACUACUGCAAACAUCACAUGGAGUUAACUUGUCAGGCAUACAUCUGAACGAUAGUGACAUAUCAGCUUUGUGCAAUGUGUUGAGUCUGUUUGAGCGAGUACACCUUGUAAACAUCAGUAACUGCAACCUCUCUAGAGAUCAGAUCACGGAGAUAGCGCCUUACCUGAGACAAUGCGUUGAUGUGAACCUACAUGGGAACAACCUGAGCGGAGCGUCACUGGAAGUUUUCGCUGCAGCGCUAUCCCAUUCUCAACAUAUGCAGCGUGAUUGCACCAUUGCAAAACUGCACAUUUCAGGUGCAUGUUUAACGGAGCAAGACGCGGGGUCCUUGUCUAAGCUGCUUCACUUGCCCCAUCUCCGCACUAUAAACGUAUCGGCCAAUGACUUGGGAAACGCUUCGCUGGAACUACUCCAAACAAAAAUUACAACACCUUUCCUGAGCAUGUCUAACUUGUGUGCGGAGGAGAUUGGUUUGUUCACGGGAUGUGGUACAGCCCUUUCGUCACUGAUACUGUCCAUGCCAAAUUUGACUAUCCUGAGUCUGGCCUGCAAUGACCUCAAGGACGAGGACGCCGCCUGCAUACUGUCAGCCCUACAGCACAAUCAUAGUAUACAGGGUAUCCACCUUGGGAGUAACCUACUCACCAAUGGCAUUGCUUCGCAUAUAGAUAACUUCUUGAAGGCAAGGCGUGUUCACACCAACACCGCAUCAGCAGACAAGGCACAGGCACGGCCCAACAAAUUGCAGCAACCAUGCUGCAUGAAUCUUACUGGAAAUGAUGUGGACGCGUCUCUGCUGAAGGCACUGGAGAAGGCUGGACACUGCGGCGAUGAUAAGAUAGUUAUAGCCGAUUGGUCUAUCACUUCUGGGCGUACUUGCCAGAGGGAUGUGAAGGACAUCGUUGCGCAAUAUGGAGGCAACCUCAAGGCCGAAGUAUCAAACUUAACUAUGGAGAGCCUUGGAAAAUUCAUUGCCGGUGACAGCAGUAUCAGGACACUUGACCUGUCUAGCAAUGCUAUUAAAGAUGACGGUGUCCAGGCAUUGGCAAGGCAGGGACUCCAGUUCAACUCAACUUUACACUCUGUAGACUUCUAUCGGAAUAGUAUAAGCAUUAGUGGAGCGGCGGCGAUAGUGGCUUCAUCUACACAAGGUAAAUUGCAGCUCCUGUCGUUGACUAAGAAUCCUGUCUUCAAGGAUGGAGUAACUGAUGUGGACUCCACCAGGACUUUCAUGUCAUCAUUGCCGCUUUGCUGUGACCUCCAGUAUGUUAGCAUGGGCGACACAGGAAUGACGGAUGCCAUCGCAGAGGAUCUACUCACAGCCCUGACUGGUCACGAGAAUCUGCAAGUUUUGUUCCUGGAUCGCAACGAGCUGGGUGACAACACAGUGAAAAAGCUAGUUGACAUGAAGCGGACAACCAGCUCAUUGAAGAUGGUGUCGUUGGUGAAAAACCAGAUAACAGGAGAUGGCAUCCGAUGCAUCUUGUCUUCAACCAAUAUGAUGUCCAUGGACCGCAUUUGGGUGGGUGGUAAUCUAAAAGAUAUUUCCGUUCCGCCACCGCUCACAAACCACAAAGAAACCCUGUCAUAUGAUUUUUUUGAGGCAUUUCUUUGGUGAGCAUGCUACCAGCCCACAGCAGUGAGGAUCACCACUGCCCAAAACACAGCCAGCUGAGAGUGGCAGAUUGGAGGACAGUGAUCACUUGAACCAUGUAGCUUGAAACGUUACACUGAUAGUUUUGCAGGAUAUACUUAAUUUACUUAUAGAAAAAGCAGUGUGGCCGAUGUGCUGUACAUCUAGUGAUGUAGCUGUUGCCGCUAGGUGACUUGUGUGGCCAGAAUGGUAUGGGUACAGUGAUACGGACAACACUGUAUUUUUGUAUUUUGCAAAAUUUAAUGUAUUUACAUGUAUUUGAGUUCAUUGUCUCAUCAGUAGGAAUUGCAACUAUCAAGACUAGAGAACAGUCAUGUAGAAUUAUGUGCAGUAGUGCAGCCAUACAGCACACCAAGUACCAACAAGAGUUCAUAACCCCAUGGACUCUUGCUACCAACAUACUAUAUAGUUACUGAAGUAGGAGGUAUUUAUCUUUAGUAAUGGACUUUUCGAAUGGCUGACUACCACACAUUAUGACUUCUUUGCUACGCUGUACUUUUGGCGGCUGCUUAUCCUUCCCAUUGGCAUGAAUUGUAGUGUUGGAAUAUUUAGUAUGUUCAAAGGCUUAUGUCGGCGUGUGGAAGGUGGACCACGGAACAGCUCUCCUGCCGGUUUCUGCAUUCUUAUCAGGGACUCGUGUAGGCCAGGACCGCCACAUCCUGGUUGUACGCACGACGUUCAUGUGUGCAUGUAGACCAAUGUCACCAUGGCUCCGUAGAACAAUAUGCACGGGCCAUUUAUAGGCAUUUGGCCAUCCAUCAGCAGUUACAUGUAAAACAUAGAACAUACUGCUCUCGUGUACCAAUACUAAAUUUUAUCAGCCAACAUGAAAGUGACACUUGCUCCAGGUAGUACUGCAGCGUUUGCACUAAGGCAUGACUGUGAUCCGUAUUUGUCUCGGUCGUUCUCUAAUAUCUCCUCCUCCCACUUUUGUGUGUGUGCAUGCAUGUUUCUUGC
Sycon ciliatum is the source of this 5056-nucleotide messenger RNA. RefSeq lists its product as uncharacterized. The record is from RefSeq and is a predicted model, not a curated record. The coding region runs from base 242 to 4063 and encodes 1273 amino acids. The transcript has a single exon. Lineage: Eukaryota; Metazoa; Porifera; Calcarea; Leucosolenida; Sycettidae. Gene Ontology annotation, molecular function: protein binding.